This is a messenger RNA of Theobroma umbraticum, 3273 nucleotides long. RefSeq names its product Replication factor-A protein 1-like protein. The record is from RefSeq and is a predicted model, not a curated record. Gene Ontology annotation, molecular function: damaged DNA binding; single-stranded telomeric DNA binding; zinc ion binding. Gene Ontology annotation, biological process: telomere maintenance via telomerase; nucleotide-excision repair; double-strand break repair via homologous recombination. Gene Ontology annotation, cellular component: nucleus; DNA replication factor A complex. NCBI's taxonomy places the organism in Eukaryota, Viridiplantae, Streptophyta, Magnoliopsida, Malvales, Malvaceae.
CUCAAAUAACUGGCCAAGUUAGUGUAGUGGCGCUUCAUUCUUCCUGCCCUAGGUUUCUUCCCCUUUAGUCCUUCCAUUUCUCUCAAAAAUCAAAACCGACGCCGAUCGUUCGAAUUUUCUCACUUUCUCUCCGUCCGAACAGCCGAUUUGUCUCCGAAAGUCCCUAGUUUCAGGGUUUCGAUGGGGGUGAAUCUAACGGGAGGGGCGGUGGGUCGGAUUAUAAACAGAGAGGUGGCGAGCGAGAAGGAUUUGAAACCUGUGCUUCAAGUGAUAGAGCUGAAGAGGUUCACGACGUCGAAGAAUCAGCAACAGCAGCAGCAAGAACCCAAAAAGAGCGAGAGGUUCAGGCUAUUGCUAUCGGAUGGGUCCUUGGCGCAGCAAGGGAUGCUCACGACCAAUAAGAACGAACUUGUCAAAUCCUCAAAGUUGCAAGUUGGUUCCAUUGUUCAGUUGACUCAGUACAUUUGCAACGUCAUCCAAGAUCGCAUGAUUGUUAUUAUUAUUGAGUUGGAGGUGAUAAUUGAAAAAUAUGAUAUCAUUGGGAAGCCUGUUCCAGCACCAAAAUCUUCUAGGCCCACACAAGUCCCUACUGAUCAACCUGGGACGGUAAUGGCACAGACCAACUCUUUUGGAGGAAGCUCAGUUGGUGGCAGUAUGGCUGAUAAGCUGAACUCAGCUGGGAUCCCACUACAGCAGCCUAGAAUGAAUGCAUUGCAUGGUAGUUCUUUUCCGAAUGAAGCUGAGCCAGUAAGAUGUCCAGCUGCUAAUUCACCACCUGUUUAUCCUAAAGCACAGCCUUGUGCUGGUUUUCCUGGAUCUUCACCUUUAAGUGAGCCAUAUGGUGUUCAGAGUACAGGUUUUCAUAACCCUAGGCCAGCAGCUUCACGUCCUCUAAGCACCCCUAACCGGCAACCCAUACCUGCCUAUCAACAGCCAUCCCCAAUGUACUCUAACAGAGGACCAGUAGCCAAGAAUGACGCACCACCCAGGAUAAUCCCAAUUUCUGCUCUAAAUCCCUAUCAGGGAAGGUGGACCAUAAAAGCCAGAGUAACAGCAAAGGGAGAACUUAGGCGCUAUAACAAUGCUCGUGGUGAAGGUAAAGUUUUCUCUUUUGAUCUCCUUGAUUCUGAUGGUGGGGAAAUACGGGUGACCUGCUUUAAUGAUGUGGUUGAUCAAUUCUUUAACCAGAUUGAAGCUGGUAGGGUUUAUAUGAUUUCUAGGGGAACUCUAAAACCUGCACAGAAGGCAUUUAAUCACCUCAAUAAUGAUUAUGAAAUUUGUCUUGAUAGCACAUCAAUAAUACAGCCAUGUUAUGAGGAUGACAACAAAAUUCCACGGCAGCAGUUUCAUUUUCGGACCAUAAUUGAUGUUGAAGGCAUGGAGAACAAUAAUAUUGUGGAUAUAAUUGGUGUGGUCUCAUUUAUUAGUCCUGCUGCUUCAAUAAUGAGGAAAAAUGGUACAGAAACUCAGAAGAGAACCCUUCAUUUGAAGGACAUGUCUGGCCGAAGUGUUGAAUUAACUUUGUGGGGAAAUUUUUGCAAUGCUGAAGGACAAAAGCUCCAAUUGUUCUGUGAUUCUGGGGAGUUUCCAGUUCUGGCUGUGAAAGCUGGUAGGGUGAGUGAUUUUAAUGGGAAGGCAGUGGGUACUAUCUCUACAAGCCAGUUAUUUAUAAAUCCUGAUUUCCCCGAGGCUCACAGGCUCAAGGAAUGGUUUGUCACUGAGGGGAGGAACACUCUCUCUGUCUCUAUUUCUAGGGAAGCAUCAAGUGUAGGUAGGACAGACAAUCGGAAAACUAUAUCACAAAUCAAAGAUGAGGGGCUAGGAACUUCUGAGAAGCCAGAUUGGAUUACAGUUGUAGCAACCAUUGCAUACAUUAAGUUGGACAAUUUCUGCUAUACAGCUUGUCCCAUCAUGAAUGGGGAUCGUCCAUGCAACAAAAAGGUUGCAAAUAAUGGAGAUGGGAAGUGGUGGUGUGACAAAUGUGAUAGGUCUGUAGAUGAAUGUGACUACAGGUAUAUAAUCCAGUUCCAGAUACAAGAUCAUACAGGCAUUACAUGGGUGACUGCUUUUCAGGAAUCUGGUGAGGUUCUCAUGGGUGUGCCUGCGAAAGAUUUGUACUAUUUGAGGUAUGAAAACCAAAAUGAUGAAAAAUUUAUGGAGAUCAUGCGUCAGGUUAUGUUUAACAAAUAUAUGUUCAAGUUGAAAGUAAAGGAGGAAACUUUUAGUGAUGAACAGCGUGUGAAGUCGACAGUGGUGAAAGUAGAAAAAGUAAAUUUUUCAUCUGAAACGAGGUACCUUUUGGAUUUGAUUGAUAAGAUUAAAGCAAAUGAUUCUAGUUGUUUUGCAUCAAAGGCAGAGAUUACCACCCCUAAUCACAGAAUGGAUUAUAGUGGAAUAGGGACUGAUGGAAGCAAACAUCUCGCACCAACUGCUGGUAGAGAAUAUGGGUUACCUGCAUAUCAAGGUGGUCACUAUGGAAACCAGGACAGUGGUUCUAGGCUUAGAGAAACUGCUUCAAGCAUGGAUGUAUUCUGUAACAGUUGCGGAGUUACUGGUCAUAGCUCUACAAAUUGCCCUACCAUCAUGAAUGGUCCAGCACAGUCUAUGGGGAGGGACUAUACUGGUAGGAUAUCUUCUGGGCCAAUUGUUGGCCGUACCUCAGAUGAGUGCUAUAAAUGCCAUCAAAGUGGGCAUUGGGCCAAAGAUUGUCCGAGGUCAGGUCCAUCUUAUGGAAGCACUGAUUUUUCGUCUGGGAGAUACGGAGGUGUUUCAAGGCAGCAGGUUGGUGGGUUUUGAAGUCUCUUCUACCCUGCCAAAUUGUGGGUUACAGGCUUCACAUGAGUAAGGCAUUGGGAGCCGUGAGCUGCGUCUGGAAUGUCAUUCGGGGCAAAACUCUUUGCUGAAUCCUAAGGUGAACUUAAUAGGUUAGAACUAUCUCGUGUCCCUCAAAACUGAACAUUCUAACUUCGGGUCUCGGAGUUUCAUUUUCUAUGUCUCCUGUUACCUUGUUUUCCUUUUCCUUUUUGUUUGUAUUAUACUUUGCUUCUGUGGAGAUUGCCGGCCCUCUGUAAUUUCCUUGUUCGGAACUUUUAAUACGCUGGUACAGGUUCUUUCCAUUCUAAUUAGAAUUAGUCAUCCGCAGGGGAAAAGCCUGAUGAACUCGCCUGCCUGGAAAGGGUUGCCUGCUCAGGCAUGUUUUGUUUUGGUGGAUGUCUUCUUGUAUUCACUUUUUGGCAUAAAUUAAUUCCAGGAUAUCCCUAUCGUUUGUAUAUA